Talaromyces rugulosus is the source of this 855-nucleotide messenger RNA. RefSeq lists its product as uncharacterized. Gene Ontology annotation, molecular function: actin filament binding. The transcript is spliced from 3 exons. The coding region runs from base 1 to 855 and encodes 284 amino acids. The record is from RefSeq and is a predicted model, not a curated record. NCBI's taxonomy places the organism in Eukaryota, Fungi, Ascomycota, Eurotiomycetes, Eurotiales, Trichocomaceae. Gene Ontology annotation, cellular component: cytoskeleton.
AUGUCUCCAUCAGCCACCGUCCUGGACUCGUCCAAGGCCAACGCCACCGUCGGCGCUCUUGGUACAUCGGCAUCAGGCAAGAAGCUGAAAAUCCGCAAAUACCCGGAAUUCGAGACUCUCGAAGGGGAACGUCAGUAUCGCAAGCAGCACUUGGCCGCAGCAUUUCGUAUCUUUGCCGACAGAGGCUUCGAUGAGGGCGUGGCCGGGCACAUCUCGGUGCGCGAUCCGAUCCUGACAGACCAUUUCUGGCUGAAUCCGCUGUCGCAGCAUUUUGCAACUAUCACAGUGUCGGAUUUGGAACUGGUCAAUGAGGAGGGUCAGGUUGUUAUUGGGGAUGAGCCGAUUAAUGCGGCCGCAUUUGCUAUUCAUUCCGAGAUCCACAAAGCACGACCAGAUAUACAUGCUGCAUGCCAUGCGCAUAGUGUCGCUGGAAAGGCGUGGUCUGUGUUUGGAAAGCCGCUCGAUAUGAUGACACAGGACGCCUGCCGAUUCUACAAGAGUCAUGCCGUCUACGACAAUUUCGGCGGGGUGGUGCUGGACCGCGAAGAAGGCAAGAAUAUCGCUCAGGCAUUGGGCAAUGGGAAAGCAGUUAUUCUGCAAAAUCACGGGCUACUUACUGUCGGACAUUCAGUUGAUGAGGCUGCGUUCUGGUUCAUUAGUAUGGACAAGACUUGUCAGGCACAGUUGUUAGUUGAUGCUGCUGCUUCUGGCUCAGGGCAUAAGAAGAUUAUGAUCAGCGAGGAGGAAGCUGCUUUUACUGCUGAGCAAGUAGGCAGUCCGGAAAAGGGCUGGUUGGCCUUUCAGGGAUACUAUGAUGAGAUUAUGCUGCGAACGAAUGGGCAUUUUCUACAGUAA